UCUUCAUAUUCUCUACACUUCUACACUACAAAAUAAUUUCCAGACUUAUAGAACAUCAUGGCUGGGAGGCAGCAUGCUUUAGUUUUAGCUUCUAGGUCAUUUUUCUCAAGUAUCAGUGGAUCAAGCUGUAGAGUUAGCAUUAAAAUCGGGAUAAAGCCCUCCAUUGACAAGCCCCCACAAUGGUCAUCCUUCCUUCUUCCAUCACUACUUUCAAGUUUAUUCCUUUUGUUCUUUAGAAAACUUGAAGGAAAUCAUUGUGCUUUUCACCUACAACAUGAGGCCGCGUGUUUCUGCUUCUGCUUCCCUUCCUCCCCCGACCCUCUGCACCCGACGAGUCCCCCCAACUAUCGCCACCCAUUUUCCGGCCGGAAAUCCGGCAAAGCUUGGGGAUUUCUCCCUAUUUUCUUGUCUUAGAACACCUGUUGAACCCAUAAAAUCCCAGAUUUGUGUCUUCCUUCCUCUGUUGUCCGUCGGCUUCAACUCGUGGGUUUGAAAUUUCUGGGCAUUUUUCGCCGCGAGUUCCCCUGCAGAAUUUCUUUUUCUCUGCCGUCGGCUUCUCCCCCCUGCUAGGCUCGGUUUUGCUUGCUAAAUUUUGGGAGAAAAUCCCGUGAAUUAGCUACUGUUUGGCCAAUUUUGGAAGUGGCAGUACUGUUCACGUCGUGAUCACUGUUCACGGGUACUGUUCAUAGGCACUGUUCACACACCGAGGGUCAAUAAUUAGCGGGGAUUUAA
Rubroshorea leprosula is the source of this 732-nucleotide messenger RNA. Lineage: Eukaryota; Viridiplantae; Streptophyta; Magnoliopsida; Malvales; Dipterocarpaceae. The record is from the annotation of a GenBank genome assembly.